AUGAUCUCGUCAAAAUUCCUCUGCCCUUUGGGCGUUUUGCUAGUAGGCGCGUCGCGUGCCUUGGCGUUCGACCGCAUUAGCAUCCCAACCACGGUCAAGGCCGACACCGACGUCGAGGUCACCAUCAAAAACGAUAUCGCAUCCGGAAGCAAGUCUUUCGACGCCGGUUUCACCAACUACAACCUCUACCUCUCAACCACUCCACCAGGAUGGGGCACCGGCCCCGUGUGCGUCCUGGCCAACGGGACAAAGAUCGAUGUCACCUCCGUGAAGGUGAAGAUCCCCGCCGACGCGAUCCCUGAAGGCUCCGAAUUCAAGAUCACGGCGAUGGAGUGGAACUCGGAUCCGACCAAGGACGGGCCCUCGGGCUUCGAAUACAGCAACGACUUUUCCUUCUCGGGCGGCACGGGAGAAUGGGGCAAGACAGAGCUGGGGGGCUCCACGCUGGGCGACAUGGAUCGCAUCCCGUGCACGGCGUACGCGUGCGCACGCAACUGUAACGACAAGUACUUUGACGAGAGGAACACGACAAGCCAGGAUCCCAGCGUUUACAAGAACACGUACGAGUGCGUCGCCGCAUGUCCCGGCACGACAUUCCCGUCCUGGGAUUCAAUCAUCAACGAUAACGGGGAUGGCUCGGGCUCCAGUGCGGGACCCUCGGGAAGCGCUUCGGCAACGGCAACGAGAUCCGGUGCGUCGGCGACAGCCUCAACGUCCCCGACAGGGUCGUCAACUUCUACCCCGACUGCAGCUCAAAGUAGCAGCUCGCCCCCGUAG
Messenger RNA from Colletotrichum acutatum, 777 nucleotides. RefSeq lists its product as uncharacterized. The coding region runs from base 1 to 777 and encodes 258 amino acids. The transcript is spliced from 2 exons. The record is from RefSeq and is a predicted model, not a curated record. Lineage: Eukaryota; Fungi; Ascomycota; Sordariomycetes; Glomerellales; Glomerellaceae.